Molecule: messenger RNA, 1755 nt
Organism: Lachancea mirantina
Lineage: Eukaryota; Fungi; Ascomycota; Saccharomycetes; Saccharomycetales; Saccharomycetaceae
Source: the annotation of a GenBank genome assembly
AUGGAAUACGAGUCUGACAAAUUCACAAAAGUCGAGACCGACACCACAACGGUGCGCACAAACUCUCAAUAUGGAACUCGCACGUCGGCCAUCCGCAGAUUUAAGGAUUCGUUCAAGGUAAGCGAGCUCAAUGAAAUUCCGGAAGACUGUGAAUCUGGUGAGCUUACGGAACAAGAAAAGAUCCAGCUGAACCUGGCGCAGCAGCCUUAUAAAAAGGUGUUGAGCCAAAGACAUCUCAGUAUGAUUGCCAUCGGAGGAACUCUGGGAACUGGCCUUUUCAUUGGUCUGGGGUAUUCCUUGGCCUCCGGUCCUGGAUCACUGUUGAUCGGUUUCUUACUAGUGGGUACUUCUAUGUUCUGUGUGGUUCAGAGUGCAGCAGAACUUUCGUGCCAAUUUCCUGUUUCCGGGUCGUACGCUACGCAUGUCAGCAGAUUCGUUGAUCAGUCUAUUGGGUUUACGGUUGCGACAAACUACUCUUUAUCUUGGUUGAUCUCAUUCCCGAGUGAGCUGAUCGGUUGUUCCCUAACGAUAUCUUACUGGAAUCAAUCGGUUAAUCCUGCCGUAUGGGUUGCUAUCUUUUACGUCUUUAUCAUGGUUUUGAACUUGUUCGGCGUCAGAGGAUUCGCGGAGACAGAAGUGUUCUUAUCCAUAAUAAAGAUUGUUGCCAUCAUUAUCUUCAUUAUAAUUGGGAUUGUCUUGAUUGCAGGAGGCGGCCCUAAUUCCCAGGGCUACAUAGGAACCAAGUAUUGGCAUGAUCCGGGAUCUUUUGCUGUACCAGUCUUCAAGAACCUAUGUAACACCUUUGUGUCGGCAGCCUUUUCCUUUGGAGGUAGUGAGCUUGUUCUCUUGACUGCUACGGAAUCCAAAAAUAUCUCGUCUAUUUCACGAGCCGCCAAGGGCACAUUCUGGAGAAUUGCGUUGUUCUAUAUCACGACAGUCGUCAUUAUUGGUUGUCUGGUUCCCUAUAACGAUGAACGUCUUCUAAAUGGCUCUACAAGCGAAGAUAUCAGCGCUUCACCUUUUGUCAUUGCCCUGAGCAAUACAGGUUCCAUGGGUACCAGAGUUUCCAACUUCAUGAACGUUGUGAUUUUAGUCGCAGUCGUUUCUGUCUGCAAUUCAUGCGUUUACGCGUCCUCAAGAUUGAUUCAGGCACUGGGUGCAUCUGGACAAUUACCCAAGAUUUGCGGAUACAUGGACAGGAAGGGCAGACCUUUGGUUGGCAUAGGUAUAAGUGGAGUUAUCGGUCUUUUGGGUUUCCUUGUCGCCUCUAAUGAGCAAAGUGUUGUUUUUACAUGGUUGUUUGCUUUGUGCUCCAUAUCGUCCUUUUUCACCUGGUUCUGUAUCUGUCUAUCUCAACUGCGCUUUAGGAUGGCACUGAAAAAGCAAGGAAGAUCUACAGACGAGAUUGCCUACAAAUCGCUUCUAGGUGUUUAUGGGGGGAUAUUAGGUUGUAUCUUAAACGCCUUACUAAUUGCUGGUGAGGUAUAUGUCUCCGCAUUUCCGGUGGGCGAACCGAGCUCUGCUAAGGCGUUUUUCGAGUACUGUCUAAGCAUCCCGAUUAUGAUCGUUGUCUACUUUGGGCACAAAAUUUAUCGGAACGACUGGAGGCAUUGGUACAUCAAGAGAUCUGACAUUGAUCUUGAUACCGGCUGCUCUGUUGAAAAUUUGGAGCUUUUCCAGGAACAGAGGCAGGCCGAAAAAGAUGAAAUUGCCUCAAGGCCCUUUUACUAUAAGGUUUAUCGAUUUUGGUGCUAA